Molecule: messenger RNA, 1810 nt
Organism: Trifolium pratense (red clover)
Lineage: Eukaryota; Viridiplantae; Streptophyta; Magnoliopsida; Fabales; Fabaceae
Product: beta-glucosidase 12-like
Exons: 9
Coding region: 44-1615 (523 amino acids)
Biological process (GO): carbohydrate metabolic process
Molecular function (GO): beta-glucosidase activity
Source: RefSeq, a predicted model, not a curated record
AUAACCCACAAAAAGCAAUUAAUUAAGCAAAAAAUAAGAACAUAUGGCAUUAAGCAAUAGAUAUCUCCUAUUUUCUCUCUUACAUUUAGUUUCAACAUUCAUCAUUACUUUAACACAAGGUGAACAAAUAAUUAAUACACUGCAGCUAGCUUCAUUGAAUAGGAAUGAUUUCCCCAAAGGCUUCAUCUUUGGCACAGCAUCUUCUGCAUAUCAAUAUGAAGGUGCAGCAAGUGAAGGUGGAAGAGGACCAAGUAUUUGGGAUACUUUCACUCAUAGAUAUCCACAAAAAAUCAUGGAUGGAAACAAUGGAGAUGUUGCAAUUGACUCAUAUCAUCGUUAUAAGGAAGAUGUUGGCAUCAUGAAGGAUAUGAACUUAGAUGCAUAUAGAUUUUCCAUUUCUUGGUCUAGAAUACUUCCAAAUGGAAAACUAAGUGGAGGAAUUAAUCAGGAAGGAAUCGACUAUUACAACAACCUCAUCAAUGAAUUGGUGGCAAAUGGUUUACAACCAUUUGUAACUCUUUUUCAUUGGGAUCUUCCUCAAGCUCUUGAAGAUGAAUAUGGUGGCUUCUUAAGUCCUCUCAUUAUAAAAGACUUCCAAGAUUAUGCAGAGCUUUGCUUUAAAACAUUUGGAGACAGGGUAAAACAUUGGAUAACUUUGAAUGAGCCAUGGACUUACAGUCAAAAUGGAUAUGCAAAUGGUGCAAUGGCACCAGGCCGUUGCUCCUCAUGGUUUAAUCCAAAUUGUACCGGUGGUGAUUCUGGAACAGAACCUUAUUUAGUUUCACAUUAUCAACUUCUGGCUCAUGCUUCUGCGGUUAAUGUGUACAAGACCAAAUAUCAGGUUUGUCAAAAUGGCUUGAUAGGUAUAACAUUGGUCAUAAAUUGGUUUGUUCCGCUCUCAGAUAAUAAACUUAAUCAAAAAGCUACCGAACGAGCUUUCGACUUUAUGUUUGGAUGGUUUAUGGAUCCCCUAGUUAAUGGAGAUUAUCCAAAAACCAUGCGAGCCUUGGUUAGAACACGGUUACCAAAAUUUACUAAAGAACAAUCUAGGCUAGUCAGUGGUUCAUUUGAUUUUAUUGGCGUAAACUAUUACUCUUCUUGUUAUGCUUCUAAUGCACCACAAUUAAGCAAUGCAAAUUCUAGCUACUUAACAGAUUCACUGUCACUUUUUUCAUUUACACGUGAUGGAAAAUCAAUUGGUCUAAAUGUUGCUUCAGAUUGGUUGUAUGUUUAUCCAAAAGGAAUUCGAGAUUUUCUAGUAUACGCCAAAGAAAAAUACAACAACCCUUUAAUUUAUAUCACUGAAAACGGUAUAAAUGAGUACGAUGAUCCUUCAUUAUCACUUGAGGAAUCUCUUCUUGAUACUUAUAGAAUUGAUUACCAUUAUCGUCAUCUUUUUUAUCUGAGAGAGGCAAUCAACGCUGGUGUAAAUAUAAAGGGAUACUUUGCAUGGUCAUUGUUGGACAAUUUUGAAUGGCAAAGAGGUUAUACUGUGAGAUUUGGAAUGACAUUUAUAGAUUACAGAAAUGGUUUGAAAAGAUACCAAAAGCUCUCAGGAUUGUGGUUCAAAACGUUUCUCACGCCAGAUACCAAACAUUACAUAAGCUCCAUUUAACAAUAUUAUACAAAAAUCCUUAUAAACACCAGUUUUAUUUAUUUUUUUGACGAAAUAUAAACACCAUAGAUGUAAACAUAAUAUUAUUUCAUUGUUUGAGUAUAACAAAUUAAAUAUACGAAAUGUAAUUAUAUGUAAAUAUACUAUUUAUAAUUGAUCUUAUUUAUUGUGAAAAAAUAAAUAAAUUAUUGAUCU